AUGUUUUGUGGAGUAUGCACGUCCUGUUCUACCUUUACCGGCCCGGCCCUAUCAUCCCCAAGGGAGAUGCUACAGCCUCCCCAGCCGAGCAACCAUCCGGUGCUAAUUGCGCGUAAACUUCUGGUCCUCGGUGUGUUCCUGCAAGCAAUCCCCCCUUCUUCUAUCCGAGGCCUGGGCUACGUAGGUACCUCUAUCCGCUCUAUCAUGCCCCGCGUCGUCCAGAGAGCUAUCAGCCUCGUCACUACCAACGAAGAACUUAUCGGCUCCGUCGAGGGCAUUGAAUGCAUAAUGCUCGAGACUAUGUACCAGAACUACGCUGGAAACCUGCAUCGUGCAUGGAUGGCAAUACGCCGGGCGAUUACCGUCGCGCAGAUGAUGGCUCUGCACCGCGGUCUUGCCUCGCCGUCGCUGAAGAUCCUCGACCCUGAGACUCAAGUUGGCUUUUCCCCUAGUCAAACCUACUUUCGAUUGGCUCAAAUGGAUCGCUACCUCUCAAUUAUGCUGGGCCUACCGCAUAUGUUACUCGAAGACCGCUUCUGCACUCCUCAAGUAUUAGAAGGGUUGGAUCCCAAUGAACGCAUGCAACGCAUCCACUGCGCCGUUGCUGGGCAUAUCCUGCAACGAAAAAAUGGCGACGAAAAUGACCUGGUCAAUAUUCACGAGGAGGACUUGCUAUUGCAUAAAGCCGCAGCUGAGAUGCCACCCCAGUGGUGGCUGAUCCCGAAUUUCCUGUCCAGCGAUAGCGAAGAUACAAGGCUCCUUCGUGAUACAAAUCGUAUCAUGGACCAACUCACGCAUUAUCACCUGCUUCUGCGGCUGCAUUUACCUUAUAUGCUUUGCUCCUCAUCUGACCAUAGGUACGAUCAUAGCAGGAUCACCGCCAUCAACGCCAGCCGCGAAAUCCUAUCUCGCUAUAUAGCGCUUCGCACGUCAAACCCCGCGCAGUUCUACUGUCGCGGCUGUGAUUUUCUCGCCUUUAUGGCCAUUACCAUAAUUUGUAUGGCUCACAUUACUUCUCAAAGCCAGUUCCAAGGAUGUGGGGAACUCUCAGGCCUGGUCACUGGUGUCGAAUCCCUUGUCCACAGCCGCCCAAGUGACCGCGGCUACAUGGAGCGUACUCUAGAGAUCAUCGAAUCUAUGGCCUGCAAUGAUAUCGAUUUGAUCGCCUAUAAGCUUACCCGAAUCAUUCACCAUCUGCUCAUCAUUGAGGCAAAUGCUGCCGGGGGUGACUUGUACCACACAAGCUCAUCUAAAGAUACCGAGGGAGGGCUUGAGUAUGACGGCCGGUUAACCAACAGCGGCAAGGCACUGCACAUCCAGAUUCCCUAUUUUGGUGCCAUCAAUUUUGAACGCGGUGUCAUCUCAAAGCCUGCUUCAAAAAUACGAGCGCAACCCGAGCUGGGCAUACCGGCCAUGUCGGUCACGGAUAGACUGCCCCCGGGUCAGCGUGUAGAACACAACCAAAAUCUAUCAUCUGGAUCUGACAUCCUGUCCUCAAAUACUCAUCAGCUAUUGUCAGAGCUCCAGCCCGAAACACAGAAUGGAUCCAUAAGAUUGAACAGUAACGACAGCCUACCCACGCAGCUACCGGCUUUUAAUGGAUUUCCAGGCGAUGACGACGGUGACCUACAAGGCAUUGACUUCUUCUUCGAUAGCCUUUUCUGUGGAGCCGAAAUAAGGAGAAAUAGUUAG
Molecule: messenger RNA, 1692 nt
Organism: Penicillium lagena
Lineage: Eukaryota; Fungi; Ascomycota; Eurotiomycetes; Eurotiales; Aspergillaceae
Product: fungal specific transcription factor domain-containing protein
Exons: 1
Coding region: 1-1692 (563 amino acids)
Source: RefSeq, a predicted model, not a curated record